This is a messenger RNA of Strongylocentrotus purpuratus (purple sea urchin), 1838 nucleotides long. RefSeq names its product zinc transporter ZIP12-like. Gene Ontology annotation, biological process: zinc ion import across plasma membrane; intracellular zinc ion homeostasis. Lineage: Eukaryota; Metazoa; Echinodermata; Echinoidea; Camarodonta; Strongylocentrotidae. The coding region runs from base 138 to 1838 and encodes 566 amino acids. The record is from RefSeq and is a predicted model, not a curated record. Gene Ontology annotation, cellular component: membrane. Gene Ontology annotation, molecular function: zinc ion transmembrane transporter activity. The transcript has 9 exons.
CCGGGUAUAUAUGUCUUGGGUCGUCUUCACGCUGCCUGCACACGGCACGUAUAAGCAUUCUGCACACAGUACUAUACGUAACAGUUGCAUGUAACACACCCAUAGGCGCACAGUACAGGAAAAGUUCUUCAUUCAAAAUGGCGUACCUACGUACCGUGUGCACCAGAUUUCUCUUGCUCGCCAUCCUGACAAACUUUCUUGCGAUCACGGUCGCAAGCUUGACGAGGGACCCGAGGGAAAUACACGAACACGAGGAUGAUGACGACUACGUGGAAAUUGGAAAUUAUCUUUUGGAGGUUGAGCUGGCGGAUAUGAGAGAGGAAUUCGAUUUUUUGAAUAAUCCGGAACAGAAUGUGACGUUUGAUCAAGUUGUUAGUUUGGUCGAAAUAGUUUUCGGACGGAUCAAUUGUGAGCAACGGGUCGAUAACUGUUCUAAGUGCCAACAUGACUUCACAUCUGACGUCUUUUCCAGCCUCCAUAUCGACGUUGUCGACGGACUCGAUGACGCCGCGUUUCUCCGUGCUAGUCCCUUAUUCCUCUUCGGAGCGUACGAGAUGGUGGCGGUAUGCCAGGCCGGUCGUGGCGGCACAGAUCUCACUGAAAGUGUGGUGAUGGCGUCACUCAAGAUGGCGGCACCUGAUUCGUCUAACUUGACCUUGACUGAGAAUGACCUGGAAGUAAUCUUGGAAUCGAUCCAUGACAGCUAUGCCGAGUCAACGAACGCGAAGUGCUUUAGCGUUGAAUCUGUCUUCGACGAAACCGUGAAUGAUCACGAAGCAGGGGCUGACGAUGACGAGCUCCAGUAUGCGGCGCAGGCCGUGGUCGCCGGUCUACUACAAGGGUACUGCAUAGGAGAACCCAUUCUGCCCUCGACCACGGACUUCACCGAGGCAAUUUCCGACACGUAUGCGACGUUGGGCGUCAUUCCCGAGGAAGAGUUCGCGCACAUGCUGAUAGACCUCGGAAUCGGUGGGGAAGAUGGCCACGACCAUGAACACGCCCGUAGGAGGAGGGACGUCAUAGCAACACGCUCGAAGGGGCGGAGCAUAGAGAAGCGAGCUACGGUAUUGGCUGAUGAUCACGACCACGCCAAUCAUAGCCAUUCACACGUUGCGAACGUUACAACGACAUGCUUUUCGAGCGAAGAACUACUAGACAUAUACGGUAUUGACCAUGAAGCUGGAAUUACCGAAGAACAGUUCAACGAACUUUCUCCGUCACUGGUGCAACAAAUCUUGAGUGGAGCAUGCGAAAUUACAACCACUGAGCCAUCGGAUAUCUCCAAAGCAAAAAUGUGGGGAUACGGGACUCUAGCAGUUUUCAUCAUCAGCCUGUUUGCGGUGCUCGGUGGGUUGUUCGUCCCUUGUAUGUCAGAAGGUUUCUAUGACAAGACCAUACAAACAAUGAUAGCUUUAGCCGUAGCUACUCUGACUGGUGAUGCUGUCUUACAUCUUUUACCACAGGCCGUGGGUCUCCACACCCACGACAGCAGCGGUCACAGCGCUCAUGCGCCUACGAGCCCGGAGAUGGCGUAUAUCUGGAAGUGUCUUGUCGUCGAGAUGGCCAUUUACGUAUUUUUCGUCUUCGAGCAGCUGACUAGUUUCACGAAGUGUGGUCACUCCCAUCACAGCCAUACACAAUCGGCGGAUGUAGAGAUGACAGCUAACGGGCAACGAGGGCGUGCUAUGUCGGGACAAGGAUCUUUUGCUAAUGGCAAAAACGGUCUAUCUCUCUCAGAAUCAAAGAGCGAACUAACAGCUAAUGAGGUAAAGGCAUUUGAAACUGAAACACCUCUCCCGACCGAAGAUACUGAUUGCUGUGUAAGGGGUAAGUUUUGA